Messenger RNA from Orussus abietinus, 2023 nucleotides. It is a transcript of the gene Nse4, whose product is annotated as non-structural maintenance of chromosomes element 4 homolog A. Gene Ontology annotation, biological process: DNA repair. Gene Ontology annotation, cellular component: nucleus; Smc5-Smc6 complex. The record is from RefSeq and is a predicted model, not a curated record. Lineage: Eukaryota; Metazoa; Arthropoda; Insecta; Hymenoptera; Orussidae.
AUACUUAAUAUACCAUGUAUGAAUGAAACUUCCAACAAAUGUAUUAAAAAAUUAUAAUAUCUUUUUUAACAGGGUGAAUUGUGAACUCUGGGAAAGGGUUUUCCGAGGUAAUCGCAUCGGAGAAGGGUCGAGAAUGAGGACGGAAGAAAGGAACUAGGCCGUCCUAGGGAAUGUUCAGCCACUUCUUGGGGAUGUAUGGACGGUUCUGGCAUAACGCAAGGUCUACGUGGAAAAGUUCACCGUGGAACGUUCACGCGGCGAGCGCUCUCGGUGGACGGCCGAUCGGCGAGCCGGCCACUCACUUUCUAUUGCCCAAUCGUGCCAAGAAAUUGCCAGCCUUCGAUUCCACCUAUCCGGACCCAAUGAAAUUUCGUCCCACAGCCCGUCCGAAUUUACUCGGCAACGAUUUCCUCACCCUUUCCCAAUGUGAUACAUAAAGCCAACGGUUUUUCGUAUCGUUCUUCUAAACCCUUACGACAACGUGUAUCUCUACAUAUAAAUACCUGCUAUCUUAUUCUCCGCUUAGUUCGGCUUAACGAAACUCAUGAUAGAAGCUAAGAGAGUGGUCAUGAAUUACAAUUAAAUCGUACGGACAAUGAUUAAAGCCGAGCGUGACGCCAUCUGAGAGCAUACUUGUAAAACUCUUAGCGAAAAGUCUGAGAGGUUCGCUCAAAGAUGGCGCACAUGUCAGAUCUCUUGUUGAUGCUGUUUACAAUUUCCCUAAACUAACCUCAAUCAGUGUUUUCGUUAAGAAUUUAUAGUUAACUUUUAAUAUGAAAAGAGAUUCUGUUAACGUGAUUAGUAUAUAUUCUAUAUUUUUUAGAAUAGUCUAGUUAAUUGCAAUUAAUAAAUUAUGUAUUUCCCGCGUAAGCAAUGUCGGACAUAACCGAACAUAAAUUGUAUUAGCAAAGGGAUAAAGCAUUUUUGCGCAUAUUGUUUUAAUUAAAUUAAGGACAAGAUGAUGGAAGCAGAAGAAGUUAGUGUAAAUCAUACUUCGGAGACCCUCCGAUCACCACAGAUGCGAAAGGAAGUCCUGAGAAAUGCACUGUCUUGGGCACAGGGUCUCCAGGACAAUGUGUCAAAUAAUACCAUCGACAAUCUGGAGAAUAUAAUGUCCGAAGCUGACACCAUUAAUCAUGAAGUCACAAUCAAUGAAAAGGCUACCUCACAAGGGGAAGUACUUUUAGAUUCUGAAAUGAUGUCUCUAUCAUCGGUCGUAAUAAAUCGUUGCUCCACUACGCUAACUACAAAUAUAGGGAUGUACGAUCUCAUAGAAUUUGGACAGAAACUGUUACACCAUGUAAAGGUAUUGCCUGACACUAUAAAUGACGAACCCAACUGGACAGCCAUAGAACAUGAAAUUACCAAAUAUUUUGCGCGAACACCGUACUUCACUGGUCUUGCAGGUUUGUCUUUUGUUAAAUCCUUUGCUAUCAAUUUAUAAGCACAAUUUACGUUCAAAGUAUUCCUUAAUGCAGACGUACCGGUACCAGAAGAGGAGAAAGAAAUAGUUCGACGAAGAAUUACACACCGGGAUGCCUUGGCUGCCACGAAAAGACCUGAAAUCGUGGCAGUGGUUGAAAAGGAAGAAGAAAGCAUCGAGCACACUGUUGAGAAGAUCAGGAAACUCAUCGUUAUUUACCACAAGCAGCAUAAAAAACCACUGGAUCUUUAUCGACUGAUCUUAAAUCCUGAUGACUUUGGAAAGACUAUAGAGAACUUGCUGCAUGUAUCAUUUUUAGUACGAGAUGGACUCCUGAAGAUAUCCUUUGACAGUGCUGGUUUACCAACGAUAGAGCCAUGUAGUAAAGAGAUGGUGGCACAGGUCAAACAAUCUGGGAACCAGGCCAAUUUUCAAAACAUAAUUUCCAUGAAUAUGAGCCAAUGGAAGACUAUAAAGAAUGCAUACAGAUUAAAAGAGCCAAUGAUAGCCUUCAACCACAACACAUGAAACCUUGUAUACAUUUAGUGUUACUAUCUGAAGCAGUAUUUUCGAACAGAUUGUUAAGAAAUACAUUUCCAC